AUCCUCAAUCUGCCCUGUCUGAAUAUUAAAACAUGACACACUUGAAGAGUGCGUUUUACUCCAUUCUUCACCUCUGCCUGUGAAGACGAGCUCCAACCUCUACAUCAGAUCAGUCCCCACUGCUACUGUACGUCCUCUCCGUCAUGGUUCAGAAGGUGGCGGUGAUCGGUGCAGGGAUCUCUGGCCUGAGCAGCAUCAAGAACUGUUUGGAUGAAGGUCUGGAGCCCACCUGCUUUGAGAGCAGCCAUGACAUCGGGGGUCUAUGGAGAUUUAAGGAGAAAGCUGAGCCUGGACGCACCAACAUCUAUCAGUCAGUGGUCAUCAACAGCUCCAAAGAAAUGAUGGCCUUUAGUGACUUCCCUCCACCAGCUGAGCUCCCCAACAACAUGCACCACUCUGAGGUGCUGCAGUAUAUGCGACUCUACACUCAGGCCUUCAAACUGCUGCAACACAUACAGUUCCAGACCACCGUGGUCAGUAUGAGGCAGACCCUGGAUUUUGCUUCGACAGGACAGUGGGAGGUGGAGACAGAGAGGAGAGAGGGUCAGAGGGAGAUCCAUAUCUUUGAUGCAGUGAUAGUUUGUACUGGACACUUCACCCAGCCCCACCUGCCACUCAGAGAUUUCCCAGGUAUUGAGAGCUUUGAAGGCAGAUAUUUCCACAGCUGGGAUUAUCGCAGAGCUGAGGGUCUGCAGGGGAAAAGAGUAGUGGUGAUUGGGACUGGGAACUCUGGAGGCGAUAUCGCUGUUGACAUCAGUAGAGUUGCUGAGAAGGUGUACCUCAGCUCCAGAAGCGGAGCGUGGGUUGUUAGCCGUGUAGGACCGAGGGGGCUCCCAGCUGACCUUGUUGGGACUUCUCGAAUUGAUAUGAUGAUACAGAAGUUCUUCCCCUCCUGGGUCAAUAAGAUGGUGGAGAAGAAGCUGAACCAGGCAUUUGAUCACAAACUAUAUGGAAUACAACCAAAGCAUAGUUAUUUUACACAGAUCCCUGUUGUGAAUGACGACCUGCCAGCUCGGAUCAUCUCAGGUCGUAUUCUGGUGAAACCGAAUGUGAAGGAGUUCUGUGGCUCCACAGUGGUCUUUGUUGACGGGUCCGUUAUAGACAAGGUGGAUGUAGUGGUGUUUUCCACAGGGUACAACUACAGCUUCCCCUUCCUGCCCUCAGCUCUGCAGGAAAAGUGUGGUCACAGGCUGCGUCUCUACAAGCAUGUGUUCCCUCCUGCACUGACCCACCCUACGCUGGCAGUGGUGGGCUUCAUCCACGGCUAUGGGGCCAUUAACCCUCUGGCUGAGAUGCAGGGCCGCUGGGCUACAAGAGUGUUUAAAGGCUUAACAAAACUCCCCUCAGAAGAGACAAUGAUGAAGGAAAUGGAGAAAGACACAGUAACCAUGCAUCAGAGGUUUGCCUGCUCAGAUCGCAACCCACUCCAGGUGGACUACUUACCUUACCUGGACUUUUUGGCAGAGCAGGUGGGGGUUCGACCAAACAUGCUGUGGCUCUUGCUGAAGGACCCCAGACUGGCACUGCAUGUUUUGUUGGGUCCCUGCACUCCUUACCAGUACCGUCUGACUGGGCCGGGCCAGUGGGCUGGAGCCCGACAGGCCAUUCUCACUCAGUGGGAUCGAGUGCAUCGGCCCUUCAGGACAAGAGUAGUACCAGAACCAGAGACCAGACCUCCUUCUAGACGAAGAAUCACUGUGAUGUUGUCAGGUGCAGCGCUACUGUUCUGCUUUUUCUACAAUAAAUGCAGCCCCUCCUUCCUUCCUCUGCCAUUCUUUAAUCCUAAACUGGUUCAGUGAUUAUCCAAUCUUUUAAUGAGGAAGAAUCACUUGCCUUUGCUCAGACCUGCUUAGACAUUAUGAUCAGAUAGCAAAUAGCUUGCUCACUAGCUUCAUGUCUAUACAGAUAUAAAAACAUGUAUCCAGCGUUUUCUAAAUAAGAGGAACACCUCAGCCUAGCUUGGUUCCCUCUUUAGAAAAUGCUCCUGAGGUGGUGAAUCUGGGAGAGGCCACAAACUCCUGAAACAAUGUCAAGAACCUGGAAAACAGCACCAUCCUGUGGCCUCUUUGUGUUGCUACAACUCUAAAGCUUAUGAUCAGUUUUAUGUAAGCUACAGUAAAAUUCAGAAUCCAGAUGUUUAUGCCACUAUGUCAAAAUGAGUCUUUGCAUCUGUUUUUUUUUUUUUUUUGUUCUGUUUUUAUCCUUUGUAUGACACUGAAUUUAUCCAUGGUGCUAUAAAAUAAAUGUAAUUUUAUUUGGUG
This is a messenger RNA of Dicentrarchus labrax (European seabass), 2261 nucleotides long. RefSeq names its product flavin-containing monooxygenase 5-like. Gene Ontology annotation, molecular function: NADP binding; N,N-dimethylaniline monooxygenase activity; flavin adenine dinucleotide binding. The transcript has 10 exons. The record is from RefSeq and is a predicted model, not a curated record. Bases 144 to 1799 code for a protein of 551 amino acids. NCBI's taxonomy places the organism in Eukaryota, Metazoa, Chordata, Actinopteri, Moronidae.